Messenger RNA from Budorcas taxicolor (takin), 930 nucleotides. RefSeq names its product vomeronasal type-1 receptor 4-like. Gene Ontology annotation, molecular function: pheromone receptor activity. Lineage: Eukaryota; Metazoa; Chordata; Mammalia; Artiodactyla; Bovidae. The coding region runs from base 1 to 930 and encodes 309 amino acids. Gene Ontology annotation, cellular component: membrane. The transcript has a single exon. Gene Ontology annotation, biological process: G protein-coupled receptor signaling pathway. The record is from RefSeq and is a predicted model, not a curated record.
AUGUCUGUUCACAGAGAUGCCCUGAGAAACCCAGGGGAGGCGGUUCUGGAAACCAUCUCUCUGUUACAGAUGGUGGUUGGGGCUCUGGGUAAUGUCAUCCUUUUCUUCCACAGCAUCUGUCCGAUCUUGCUUGGCCGCAAGACGAGACCCACAGAAGUGAUUCUCGCCCACAUGGUUGUGGCCAAUCUUUUGAUUAUCUUCUCCCCUGGGAUUCCCCACAUAAUAGUAGCUUUUGUUUUGAGGAAGCCCCUCUCCAGUCUUGGGUGUAAGUUUGUGUAUUACGUACAGAGGGUGGCUCGAGGCACCACCCUGUGCUCCACCUGUUUCCUGAGCACCUAUCAGUCCUUCACUCUCAUCCCCAGGAGAGCAGAGUGGGUGAUGCUCAGAGGAAGGGCCCCCAAGGUCAUUGGUCCUUCCUGUUGCGCCUGCUGGUUGCUCAGUUUCCUAAUGAAUAUCUGUGUCCCUGUGACAGUCACUGGUCCACAGGGCACAAACAACUAUACUGAUAACCAUGGCAAGUGGUUCUGCUCCUCCUCAGCUCCGAAAGCACGCUUUCUGUACCUAUGGUCCGUCACUGAUGCCGUAUUUAUUGCCCUGAUGGUCUGGUCCAGCGGCUCCAUGGUGCUUCUCCUGCUCAGACACCGCCAGAGGGUGCAGUAUAUCCACACCCCCACUGGACGCCACAGACGCCCCCCGGAGACCAGAGCCGCCCACACCAUCCUCAUGCUGGUGGUCGCCUUCGUCACCUUCUACGCACUGGAUUGCAUUUUUGCUUUUCGUAUUGCUGCAUUUUUAGAUUUUCGCCUGUCGUUGCUUCAUACCGCUAACAUCUUGGCUUCGUGUUUCCCCACUGUUAGCCCGCUGCUGCUGCUCCUUAGGGAUCCCAGAGCUCACGGGUGCUGCUCUUGGGUUUUUAGGCAUCGUGGCUGA